CCCCAGCUCCAUGAAUGGAAAUCGGCAGCGCAGGACCCGUGGGGGCCCAGCCCCUGCUCAUGGUGCCCAGACGUCCCGGCUAUGGCACCAUGGGCAAGCCCAUUAAACUGCUGGCCAACUGCUUCCAAGUUGAAAUCCCAAAGAUUGAUGUCUACCUCUAUGAGGUGGAUAUCAAACCAGAUAAGUGUCCUCGGAGGGUGAACAGGGACGUGGUGGACUCUAUGGUGCAGCAUUUUAAAGUGACAAUAUUUGGGGACCGUAGACCAGUUUAUGAUGGGAAAAGAAGCCUCUAUACAGCCAAUCCACUUCCUGUGGCCACUACUGGGGUGGAUUUGGAUGUGACACUACCCGGAGAAGGUGGAAAAGAUCGUCCCUUCAAAGUGUCAAUAAAGUUUGUUUCUCGGGUGAGCUGGCACUUGCUGCAUGAAGUUUUGACAGGAAGAACCUUGCCUGAGCCUCUGGAACUAGACAAACCUAUCAGCACUAACCCUGUUCAUGCUGUCGAUGUGGUGCUACGACACCUCCCCUCCAUGAAGUACACCCCCGUGGGCCGCUCCUUCUUCUCAGCUCCAGAAGGCUAUGACCACCCCCUGGGAGGGGGCAGGGAGGUCUGGUUUGGGUUCCAUCAGUCUGUCCGACCUGCCAUGUGGAAAAUGAUGCUCAACAUCGAUGUUUCUGCCACUGCCUUCUACAAAGCACAACCCGUAAUUCAGUUCAUGUGUGAAGUCCUUGACAUUCAUAAUAUUGAUGAACAACCAAGACCUCUGACUGAUUCUCAUCGGGUAAAAUUCACCAAAGAGAUAAAGGGUCUAAAGGUAGAAGUGACUCACUGUGGGACAAUGAGGAGGAAGUACCGUGUCUGUAACGUAACGAGACGGCCUGCAAGUCAUCAAACCUUUCCUUUACAGCUAGAAAAUGGCCAGACUGUGGAGAGGACAGUAGCACAGUAUUUCAGAGAGAAAUACAACCUCCAGCUGAAAUACCCUCACCUUCCUUGUCUGCAAGUGGGACAGGAACAAAAACACACCUACCUGCCUUUAGAAGUGUGUAACAUCGUGGCUGGCCAGAGGUGCAUCAAGAAGCUGACAGACAAUCAGACAUCAACCAUGAUAAAAGCUACAGCCAGGUCUGCCCCAGACAGGCAGGAGGAGAUCAGCAGAUUGGUGAGAAGUGCAAAUUAUGAUGCAGAUCCGUUUGUCCAAGAGUUCCAGUUCAAAGUGAGGGAUGAGAUGGCCCAUGUGACAGGACGUGUGCUCCCAGCCCCGAUGCUGCAGUAUGGAGGACGGAAUCGAACCGUGGCAACACCAAGCCACGGUGUGUGGGACAUGAGAGGGAAACAGUUCCACACUGGGGUGGAGAUCAAGAUGUGGGCCAUAGCUUGCUUUGCAACGCAGAGACAGUGCAGAGAAGAAAUUCUGAAGGGUUUCACAGACCAGCUGCGCAAGAUCUCCAAGGACGCCGGGAUGCCCAUCCAGGGCCAGCCCUGCUUCUGCAAGUACGCCCAGGGUGCAGACAGCGUGGAGCCCAUGUUCCGACACCUCAAGAACACCUAUUCAGGGCUUCAGCUCAUCAUUGUCAUCCUGCCAGGGAAGACACCUGUGUAUGCGGAGGUGAAGCGCGUGGGAGACACGCUGUUGGGAAUGGCCACACAGUGUGUUCAGGUCAAGAACGUCAUUAAAACAUCUCCACAGACCCUCUCAAAUCUGUGCCUGAAGAUUAAUGUUAAACUAGGAGGAAUCAACAACAUCCUUGUACCUCAUCAACGACCUUCUGUGUUCCAGCAGCCAGUGAUCUUUUUGGGAGCUGAUGUCACUCACCCUCCAGCUGGAGAUGGAAAGAAGCCUUCCAUUGCUGCUGUUGUAGGCAGCAUGGAUGCUCAUCCCAGCCGGUACUGUGCCACGGUGAGGGUCCAGAGGCCCCGGCAGGAGAUCAUCCAGGACCUGGCCUCCAUGGUCAGGGAGCUGCUCAUCCAGUUCUACAAAUCAACACGGUUCAAGCCCACCCGGAUCAUCUUCUACAGGGACGGGGUCUCUGAGGGACAGUUCCGACAGGUUUUGUAUUAUGAACUGCUGGCCAUUAGAGAAGCCUGCAUCAGUUUGGAGAAGGAUUACCAGCCUGGAAUAACCUACAUCGUGGUGCAGAAGAGACAUCAUACGCGGCUGUUCUGUGCUGACAGAACAGAAAGGGUUGGACGAAGUGGCAAUAUUCCAGCUGGGACAACUGUAGAUACAGACAUUACACACCCCUACGAGUUUGAUUUUUACCUCUGUAGCCAUGCUGGAAUACAGGGAACCAGCCGUCCCUCCCACUACCACGUGCUGUGGGAUGACAACUGUUUCACAGCAGACGAGCUGCAGCUGCUGACGUACCAGCUGUGCCACACCUACGUGCGCUGCACCCGCUCCGUCUCCAUCCCCGCGCCCGCCUACUACGCUCACCUGGUGGCAUUCAGAGCACGCUACCACCUCGUGGACAAGGAACACGACAGUGCUGAAGGGAGCCACGUGUCAGGACAGAGCAACGGGCGAGACCCGCAGGCCCUGGCGAAGGCUGUACAGAUUCACCAAGACACCUUACGCACGAUGUACUUCGCUUAAUCAAUGACCCGGGAGACACUCACGGAGAGGAGAACUGAGAACUUAAGCCACAUACAAUGUAUGUUUCCAGGGGGUUGGUUUAGGGGCUGUGCCUCCCAUCGUGCUGGAGCUGACGCUGUGCAGGGGCGAGAGGCUCACCCUUAAAUUGACACGAGGAAGAUUGUUUACUUCAUCCAGGAACACAGCACUAUUAUGCAAUAUGAAACCAGCCAACUGCUUUUUUGGGGCGGGCUCCUGUGGGAAGCCGCCACCAUCAUUUUUUUUUAAUUAUUAUUUCUCGUAGUUUAACCCUCUUCUGCCUUUACCUCAAGUUGCUCGGCAGCACAACUAUUGUUGCAAAAAAAAAAAAAAAGAUAGUAAUAAUAAACUAAAAUCUAUUGUGUAAUUUAAAACAAAAAAACAAACCACCUUUUAGAAACAAUCACAGUGAUUGUUUGGAGAAGGGAAGUGUGCAAAAAAGAAAAUAAGUUUUUAACCCCCAUGCACUGAGGAAUCUUUCUCUCAGUAUUGCCAUCGAGCGUUUGAAUGUGAACAUAUCCAAGUGCAUUGGAAUGUACAGCACUAGCUAGGUAACAGUGAGGGGGGGAAGAUGUUUUGCACACUAAUCCAGUAAUUUGAACCUAAUUUAGCCAAUGGCUGCCUUUGUGUCUUUUCUCACAGCUUUGGAGUUCUCAGCUCCAAGAAUUCCCUUUCAAAAGCAAUCCAAGAAGCUCGUGGUUCAUGUGCAGGCAGUAGUGACCCAACUCUUCUUGCUCCCUGGGGGAAUUUACUAAAGCUGCUGUUUUACCUAGUCCAAAAGUUUCAAUUUUUUCCUAUCUGGCAAGUCAAAUCUGUUGAAGCCUCACGUGAGAUCUGAUGUCCCAGGUUUUCUGGGAUGACAUACAGUAACCACCAGAACUGAAACUUUAGAGCUAAGGUCUUUUUGGAAAAAAAAGAAACCUGCUACUUUACUUGCUGCCUCUCACACCUUAAUGUGAUUCAUAUGUAUGUGUGUUUGAAGUUUAGCUUCCUUUUGUUUCUUUUAUAUUUAUUAGAGUAAUAAUAAUGCUUUAAUUUAAUUAUUACGGAACAUAUGGUCAACAUCAACUUUUAUUUUUUAGAAAUGUAAUCAUGUUUAUUUUUAAAAAAAGAAACUGACAACUUGUUUUGCUACCUUUUAGUGCAAUAAGCAUUCUAAAGAAAAACUGUGUCCAUUGAGCUGUACUGAAGCAGUGUCCGUACCACGGACCAUGGGAGAAUGGACACCUCCAGGAUUUUAAAAGGACAAAGUAAAAGCCUUAAUUUUGAAAGGAAAGUUUUAUAGUCAGAAGGAAUCUUGAAUUUUCCUUUUUUAAAUCAAAAAAAAAUUACAAAAAAUGCUUCUAGACUUCUGCAAGCUUUACUUGUUGCUGCAGUCUUUUGAUUUAACAAAGGAAUUGGCCUUAUUUUUGGCUUUGA
Agelaius phoeniceus (red-winged blackbird) is the source of this 4034-nucleotide messenger RNA. Its product is annotated as protein argonaute-3. NCBI's taxonomy places the organism in Eukaryota, Metazoa, Chordata, Aves, Passeriformes, Icteridae. The record is from RefSeq and is a predicted model, not a curated record. Gene Ontology annotation, molecular function: protein binding; RNA binding. Gene Ontology annotation, biological process: regulation of stem cell proliferation; regulatory ncRNA-mediated gene silencing.